Staurois parvus is the source of this 964-nucleotide messenger RNA. The record is from the annotation of a GenBank genome assembly. NCBI's taxonomy places the organism in Eukaryota, Metazoa, Chordata, Amphibia, Anura, Ranidae.
CCGGGGGGCUCCUCGUCCUCCGGGGGGUCCCAGCAGUGCAGCACUCUCUGCUCAACCUCCCCAUCGUGGCCAUCGAGAACAUCCUGAACUUCCUGAGCUACGAUCAGAUCAGCCAACUGCGCCUGGUGUGUAAGCGUAUGGAUUUGGAGUGUCAGCGCAUGCUCAACCAAGGAUUCCUGCGGGUGGAACGCUACCACAGCCUAUGUCAAAAACAAGUCAAAGCACAGCUGCCCAGGAGGGAAUCGGAGAGGCGGAAAUCACUCACUGGCACGCCAUGCCGACAUCCUGGCUGCGGUCGAGACUAGGCUUUCCUUACUCAACAUGACAUUUAUGAAAUAUGUGGACUCUAAUCUUUGUUGUUUUUAUUCCUGGGAAGGUUAUCGAUGAAAUCUACAGUGUGCUGCGGUAUGUCAAUUCUACGAGAUCCCCACAGCGGGCUCACGAGGUUCUGCAGGAAUUGCGGGAUAUUUCGUCUAUGGCAAUGGAAUAUUUUGAUGAGAAGAUAGUUCCCAUACUUAAAAAGAAGUUGCCGGGUUCGGAAGUGUCAGGUCGACUUAUGGGCUCUCCUCCAGUUCCAGGCCCCUCCACCACACUAAGCACGAUUCAGCUGCUCUCCAAGCAAAAUCCCUCAAGACAGGAAGUGACAAAACUGACACAGCAGGUGAAAGCCAAUGGAGCUGGUAUGACAGUCCUCAGGCGGGAAGUGUCUGAGCUACGCACCAAGGUACAAGAGCAGCAGAAACAGCUACAAGACCAGGACCAGAAACUGCUAGAACAGACCCAAAUCAUAGGCGAGCAGAACGUGCGACUUGCUGAACUGGAGCACAAACUGCGCGAGGUCAUGGAGAGGGCUGUUGGCAAUCCUGGAACAAGCCCGCGUGAGGACUCCCCUCAAAAAAGGAAGAAAGUAGCUGAAGUUGCAGACUGUCCUAGGAAAUCAAAGCGCCUUCGAACCAGAAAGUGA